This is a messenger RNA of Aegilops tauschii subsp. strangulata, 816 nucleotides long. Lineage: Eukaryota; Viridiplantae; Streptophyta; Magnoliopsida; Poales; Poaceae. The record is from RefSeq and is a predicted model, not a curated record.
AUGUCCCAGAAGAAAACCAAAGUCGACGCCGUCGUCGAAGGAGAGAGGUACGGCGCCGGCACCGGCACCGCCCAUGUUGACCACCUCAGUGACCUCCCAGAUGCGCUCCUCCACAAGGUCAUGUCGUUCCUGUGGGCGUGGGAGGUGGCUCGCACCUGCGUGCUCUCGCGCCGCUGGCGCAACCUCUGGGCCUCUGUGCCCUGCCUCGACCUCCGGGUCUGUUGCAAAGCCCGCCACCGCCGGCUCCCCAUGCGAUUCGCCAGGUUCGCCAACCACUUCUUGCUCCUUCGGGAGGUGUCUGCGCCGUUGGACACACUCCGGCUCCUGUCCAGCCCAACGUCGUCUGUUGAUGAUGAUUCAAUGCCGUAUAGCCCUAAAUAUGAUGACGACAGGGAGGAUUACUGCUCUACGGAUGUCGACAUGUGGAUCCGUGCUGCCAUAAACCGCAGGGCACGGUUUAUCGAGCUUAGUCAUCAUCCAAGGGAUGAUGCCUUCUCUGAUCUUGAGCACGUGCCGUUCAUCUCCUGCCACCUGAAACACCUGCACCUGUCGGGUACAAUGUUGCGAGACAAGACAUUAAGGCAGCUCUCUUCUCAGUGUCCUUCUUUGGAAGUCCUGGAGCUCAAGGAGUGCUUCCUGUAUGCCCCCCAGAUAUCAUCUGCCUCACUUAUUAGUUUGACCAUGGUUGAGUGCAGGAUCAUGGCUGACCUGUCCAUCGCUGCUCCGAGCCUUGUAUCACUGCGCUGUGUCAUACCAUACCACCGUGCUCCGUCGUUCGAAAACUUGGGGUCGCUGGCUACCGGCACCAUCAUGUGA